UACAUUUUCCAAUCUCAAAAAAUUUCAUAACAUUAUAUUUUUCUCUCCAAUUUUGUUUUCCUUCUUAACAUCAAUAUUGAUGGAUAACACUUCUGACCGUCGUCGUCGUCGUAAGCAACGCAAAAACUUACUCCAUGAUUCUGAAGAAGUAAGCAGUAUCGAAUGGGAGUUCAUCAACAUGACUGAACAAGAAGAAGAUCUCAUCUUCCGAAUGUACAGACUUGUCGGUGAUAGGUGGGAUUUAAUAGCAGGAAGAGUUCCAGGAAGACAGCCAGAGGAGAUAGAGAGAUAUUGGAUAAUGAGAAACAGUGAAGGCUUUGCUGAGAAACGACGGCAACAACUUCACUCAUCUUCUUCCCACAAACACACCAAACCUCACCGUCCUCGUUUCUCUUUUUAUCCUUCUUAGAAUUCUAUUUUGUUUCUCUAAGUUUAAAUCCCCACCACCCAAUGAGAAGAAGAAAAUGAAAAAAAAAAAACAAAUAAUAGAUGUAUAGUAGUGGUUCUUGUUAGUUUGAAGAAUGUAGCAUCUAUUGUUUUUCAUUUUGUUGUGUUUUUUCUUAACAUUUUAUA
This is a messenger RNA of Capsella rubella, 573 nucleotides long. RefSeq names its product transcription factor TRY. Gene Ontology annotation, biological process: cell differentiation. Gene Ontology annotation, molecular function: transcription cis-regulatory region binding. The transcript has 3 exons. The record is from RefSeq and is a predicted model, not a curated record. The coding region runs from base 80 to 409 and encodes 109 amino acids. Gene Ontology annotation, cellular component: nucleus. NCBI's taxonomy places the organism in Eukaryota, Viridiplantae, Streptophyta, Magnoliopsida, Brassicales, Brassicaceae.